CCCGCGAAUCAGUUAUUUGCUUGCGUUCCCCGCAAAAAGAGGUGCUGAACUGUGAAGGUUUUUAGUGCUAAUAUUGUUUCAAUGGAAUUCGCGAAAUGCAUAGUGCUUUUAACUUUCUGUGGUCUUCUGAGCCUCACUGGAAUUCGUGCUGACCUCACAGUUGGCGCGUGCCUUUCGUAUUACGCGGGUAUUGCCUACGGUGACUGUAUACCAAUUCAGGAUUGCCCGACUUUAUAUGAAAUUGCUUUGAAACCCACUUUACUAGUAGAAGACGUAAAUUUGCUGAGAAAUAGCAAAUGUGGCAGUGCAAAUAAUAAAUUCUAUGUUUGCUGCCCAACAGUUUCAUGGCUACGGCAAUCCCAAGUUUCCAUUUCUGUGCCGGAGAGUAUCUGCCAAGCACCCAAUGGCGCAUCUGGAGUGUGCAAGCCCAUCAAAGGGUGCAGUGCCUUAAUGAAUAUCGCUAUGAAAGAAAAAAUCGCACCCGAGGAGAUUAUCUACCUACGAAAUAGUCUGUGUGGAAAUGCUAAUGGCAAUUUUAUGGCCUGCUGCCCAGUAGCUCCGAAUAUAUCUGAAGAUGAAGUGGAAUCUACAACAGUAGCGACGGCAGUUCCUAAACCAGAGGCCUGUCAAACACCGAACGGCGAACCUGGAGAAUGUACAUCGAUUCGAGACUGCAGACUCUUGGUCAAUUUAGUUACCAAUCCGGAUAGAACGGAAGCAGAAACUGCUCUUUUGCGCAAAAGUCAAUGUGGACUUGCAAAUGGAACUUUUUUAGCUUGCUGUCCAUUGCGGAAAUCCGUUAAAAUCCGUGCUUUUGUGGGCACAACAACAGAGAGGAUUUUUUCAACACAAAGUAGUUCUAAGGGAACUGAGCGAGCACUUCGUAGCUUUCAAUUUCCGGAAGAAGCUGUUCCAGAAACUGAAAACUACCGAGAUACGACCGAGAGUACACGAACUCCAUCAAAGCAAAACAAAUGUGGAAGAGCUGUUUUAAGCAAUCGUAUUUUCAACGGAAAUCAAACAGAAAUCGAUGAGUUUCCUUGGACGGCAUUGCUAGUGUACACCAAUGACUACGACGACGUGGACUUUUUAUGUGGCGGUGCUCUGAUUAGUAAAAAUUACGUUCUCACCGCCGCACAUUGCGCAGAUGGUUAUUCCAUUGCUCAGAAUUUCUUGCUCACGAGUGUUCGCCUAGGCGAAUGGAACACUAGAACAGAGAGAGAUUGCCAAUAUGACAACAGUGGCCAAGCGUUUUGUGCACCACCGCAUCGAGAUGUAGAAGUGCAGAGAAUAACAAUUCAUCCACAUUACAAUCAUGUAACCCUGACCAAUGAUAUUGCAUUGUUGCGCCUAGCGGAAUAUGUUGAUUUGACAGAUUUUAUAAAUGUCAUAUGUCUUCCGUUAGAGGCGAGCCAACAAUCGGAGCUCUAUGAAGGUGCCGCUGCAGAAGUCGCUGGUUGGGGAGCAACUGAAACGAGUCCACAUAGUUCAGUAAAAUUGAAAACAACUAUUACAGUGCUGAAUUCCACACAAUGUGGUGUAAAAAAAUCUCGUCGAGGUAUUACAAUUAGCGAUAAGCAAAUAUGCGCAACGGGCAGUCGUGCCGACUCCUGCCAUGGCGAUUCAGGUGGUCCACUUAUGCUGACAGAGUCACAAAAUGGCAAGAUUUCUUAUUACUUGAUUGGCGUGGUUUCGUUUGGCACUGGCGAAUGCGGACAAAAGGAUACGCGUGGUAUUUACACACGCGUCGGAGCAUAUAUGGAUUGGAUAGAAGAUACUAUGGUAAUAUGGUCAGAUGAAACAAAAAUCAACCGAUUUGAAUCGGAUGGCUGUUCAUGGUUUUGGUCAAAAGAUCCCCAGCAGUUAACAAAAUCAAGCGUGAAAGAAACAGUGAAGCAUGGUGGUGGCAACAUAAUGGUUUGGGGGUGCAUUACUUGCACUGAGUUUGCGCCAUGUCAGACACCGAAUGGCUCAGCUGGCAGCUGCAAACUAAUAGAUGCCUGUGAAAGUAUUUAUAAACUUGCCACAAGAGACUAUCUUACUGAAGAUGAAAUGCACUUUUUACGACAGAGCCAAUGCGGCGUUGCGAACAACAAACCAAUUGUGUGCUGCCCAGAAGACGGCGAGGAACAUAAUCAAGCAGAAGUUGAAAAGAGUUCAGCUUCUAACUCAUGUCAAACAUCGAACGCAGAAGACGGUGAUUGUUUACGUAUGGAAGAUUGUCAAUAUUGGCACGAGUAUCUUACUGCGAGGAAGGAAAUAACAGAAGCUGACAUCCUGUUUUUGAGAAGAAACAGAUGUGGGUCUGAUGUCUAUUCUCGAAAUAUAUGCUGUCCGAAACACAAGCCAGAUAAAGUAAUAGGAGAACUAAAAGUUCGUGCAGUCGUUAAUGAUGACUUUCCGAUAGUUCCUGCCACGCAAACAUGUCAAACGCCAGAUGGCCGACUUGGCGAUUGUAUGGCGCUCGAUAAUUGCAAUGCUCUGAGUGAACUUUCUCAAAAGGAAGACUUAACGGAGGAUGAAGUAUUGUUUAUACGGCGAAGCGAAUGUGAAACGAAUGAAAUGGAAAUAUGCUGCCCGCGGCCUAGAGAUAAUGUGGACGAUAAGGACAAAAUUAAAAAAGUUGCCUCAUUUGAACCAUGCGUGACGUCAUAUGUGAAGAAAGGCGAGUGUAUGCCGAUACGGAAUUGCAGCAUUUUGCUGAAUCUGGUUCUGAAACCGGAUAAGACGCAAGCAAAUACAAUUUUCUUGCAGAGUAACCAAUGUGGAUAUGUCAACAAUAGUCCACUUGUGUGUUGCCCAACAUUUGAAAAGCCUCAAAUGCCCACAGAGACAAGCACAACCAGAACAACAUCAUCAACAACAACAACAACAACGACAACCUUGACUCCUGUCACAACCUCAACAACCAUAUCCCCAACCACCACCACCAAAAGUGAAGUGAUCUCGGGUGAAAUAUGUCAAACCCCAAAUGGUACGCUUGGCGAAUGCAAAGCGCUGGAAAAUUGCGACUCUCUAUGGAAUCUUCAUCAAAUGGAACACUUAACACAAGAGCAGUUAACACUUUUAGAUGAAAGCGAAUGUGAAACAUCGGAUGCGGACAAAGUCUUUGUUUGUUGUCCCAACGACAUACCGAAACUGGAAGCAGCACCAAAAAUCGCAAUACCAGCUCGCACUGCAGACCCGAAUGAAUGUCAAACACCUAAUGGAAUCGCUGGAGCUUGCAUUUCCAUUAUCGAUUGCGAUUCUUUAAUGAAAAUUAUGAAUAAAAGUGAUUUCUUAAACAACGACGUUAACUAUUUGAAAGCCAGUUUUUGCGCAGAUGCAGAUAAUUUUCCGAAGGUUUGUUGUCCCAACGACAUGUCAAUGCCUGCGAAAGCCAAUUUACCCAUGCCGCCAUACUGCGGAAGAGUGGUGGCAGAGAAUGAUACUGAUGUUGCUGCUAGAACAACAGAUAUCGAUGAAUACCCCUGGACGGCAUUGCUCAUUUACACAAACGCAAGGGGCCAACUAAGUUUUCGCUGUGGUGGGACACUUAUCCACGAACGUUAUGUUCUCACUGGGGUGCAUUGCCUCAGAGAGGAGUCUGCGUCUAGCACGUUAACUGGUGUGCGUUUGGGCGAGUGGGCUACACAAGCGAAUGUGGAUUGUCAAAGUAAGGAGCAGCAUUCCGAAGUCUGUGCGCCGCCACACAUCGGUAUGGGCGUGGAAAAAUUGACUAUGCACCCAGAAUACGACUCUUUGAAUAACGACAUAGCACUGCUACGCUUGGUCAGCGCGGUGCAAUUCACCCGAUUUAUAAGUCCAAUCUGUUUGCCCUUUGAGAUUAGUCAACAAUCGCGUAUAGUUGAAGGUACUACUUUACACGUAGCCGGUUGGGGUGCAACCAGUAAUGGCGAAAUGAGAAACCUUAAAAUGACGUCUACUGUUACGGUAGAAAAUUUAGCAGAAUGUAUGCGUCUGUUUAGGACCAGUGGCUUGGUUAACCUAACGGCAGAACACAUUUGCGCCGCUGGUAAGAGUGCAGCAGAGAGCGUAGUUCAUGACUCUGGCGGCGCGCUUAUGUCCAUGCAAGAGAUUGGAAAAGUUCAAUCGUAUUUUUUGGUUGGCAUUGAUACCCUGAGUUAUGAGUAUGCACUGCAGCAGGACUUUCCAGGUCUUUAUACACGCAUUGACUCCUAUCUAGAGUGGAUAAAAAACGAAAUUGAAAAUAAUUAAAUUGUAGAAAUAUUUAUUUUUUACGUUAGAGUGGAACUUUGUUUCCAAAAUUUAAUUUAAAAAGCAAGUAUUAUAAUUCUGCAUUCUGUAAAGAAAAAAAGUCUAUUCUAUAAGUAGGACUUCUGUUUAGAAAGUGGGCGAACUUUCUCAUUCAAACGAACCGCGCUUGAGAUGUUGCCAAAAUAAAUUUUUUUCGGCUGAAGGCCUCGUAGCCAGUACUGCGUUUAUACAUUUAUCUAAUAAUUUUAUAUACAUUUUUAUACAUAUAAAUAAAAUAAAUAAAU
This is a messenger RNA of Anastrepha ludens (Mexican fruit fly), 4502 nucleotides long. RefSeq lists its product as uncharacterized. Gene Ontology annotation, molecular function: serine-type endopeptidase activity. The record is from RefSeq and is a predicted model, not a curated record. The transcript has 24 exons. Lineage: Eukaryota; Metazoa; Arthropoda; Insecta; Diptera; Tephritidae. The coding region runs from base 82 to 4218 and encodes 1378 amino acids. Gene Ontology annotation, biological process: proteolysis.